Messenger RNA from Pipra filicauda (Wire-tailed manakin), 455 nucleotides. Its product is annotated as host cell factor 1-like. The record is from RefSeq and is a predicted model, not a curated record. The transcript is spliced from 3 exons. Gene Ontology annotation, cellular component: histone methyltransferase complex. The annotation marks the transcript as partial. Gene Ontology annotation, biological process: chromatin remodeling; regulation of DNA-templated transcription. Lineage: Eukaryota; Metazoa; Chordata; Aves; Passeriformes; Pipridae. Gene Ontology annotation, molecular function: transcription coactivator activity; protein binding.
GCCAGCCGCUGGGAGUGGAAGCGACUGAAGGCGAAGACCCCCAAAAACGGGCCCCCCCCUUGCCCCCGGCUGGGCCACAGCUUCUCCCUGGUGGGCAACAAGUGUUACCUCUUUGGGGGGCUGGCCAACGACAGCGAGGACCCCAAAAACAACAUCCCCCGGUACCUGAACGACCUGUACGUGCUGGAGCUGCGCCCGGGCUCGGGGGUCCUGGCCUGGGACAUCCCCAUCACUUACGGGGUCCUGCCCCCGCCCCGCGAGUCCCACACGGCCGUGGUGUACACGGAGAGGGACGGGCGCAGGUCCCGCCUCGUCAUCUACGGGGGCAUGAGUGGCUGCAGGCUGGGGGAUCUGUGGACCCUCGACAUCGAGACGCUGACGUGGAACAAGCCGAGCCUGAGCGGGGUGGCCCCCCUGCCCCGCAGCCUCCACUCGGCCACCACCAUCGGCAACAA